AUGCCUUCCAUCUUCAAGCUGCCCCACGAAGACGGCCCCAUCCUUGUGCGCGGAGUGCCCAGACCUUCCACCCACAAUCGCCCUCUCGACCUCGAUCUGACGGCAACAGAUGAUGCACAGAUGUUCAGCCUGAGACUGCAACACAGCAAGAUCUCGCGUUACAGAAAUGAGGGCGGUCCUUUGUCACACGAGGAAUGGGAGUCUUGCCUGACUUCCCUCCUUCUGGGGACUCAACCAAUCUCCCAUUUUCAUGUUGAAGCGCGAUUCGAUAACGGGAAUCUGGAGAUCGACAUUGGGAACAGGGUGUCCGGAGCCACGAAUACAGCCGGCACCCUCAUCUUGACACCCAGCGAGUCGUCCAGGAGGGCUUUUGAUUGGUUCCAAUGGACCUGCGAAGCUGCUUCGCGCCAGAAUCAGCUGGCUGAGGAGCUGGCCGAGCUGAAACGCAAACAUGCAGACUUGGAGAGGCUCGUUACCGAGGAGACGGUGCAUAUCAAAGCGCUCGAGCGCAGCAAGCAUGAGUUCGAGUCAGAGCACGAUUCGUUUUUCAGGGAUCUGCUUAACGAGAAGAAACUCAAAAUCCGCACCCAGGAGCAGAUCUUGUCCACCGCACACGUGGAUGAGGCGAAGCUCGCAGCUCUUAAUUCCAAGGCCAAGGCAGGCAAAUCGGAAGCCACCGCGAGGCAUCCGGAUGCAGUCGGGUCUUCGAGGAAGGGCAAGCGCAAAGCAGAGUCUCUUGGUGACGACACUGACGACGACGCUGACAAGAUGGACAUUGACGAGGAGUCAAUGAGCCCAGACCAGGAACUGUCCGAUGCCGAGCAGACGACAGAGGAAGAACAGACGGCCAGUGAGCCCGAGCCCGAGCCCGAGCCUGAGCCCGACCAAAGGUCCAAGAAACACACUGGAUCCUCUGGUGCCAAGAAGGCUGGGAGAGGCUCUCUCGUCUCAGCGUCCAAGUCUGUCGCAAAGUCUAACAAGCCGCCUAGCUCAAAUCUGCGAGGCAAGUCCCCUGCAGUUGCGGCUGAUGAUGAAGAUAAAGACAUGCCCGCGCCCAGGGCACUGCCCUUCGGCCGAAAGGCGAAGCCUGUUCCGGACCCAGCUGAUGAUGAAUCAACGGCCUCAGAGAGCUGA
Diaporthe amygdali is the source of this 1134-nucleotide messenger RNA. RefSeq lists its product as uncharacterized. The transcript is spliced from 3 exons. The record is from RefSeq and is a predicted model, not a curated record. The coding region runs from base 1 to 1134 and encodes 377 amino acids. Lineage: Eukaryota; Fungi; Ascomycota; Sordariomycetes; Diaporthales; Diaporthaceae.